AUGGCGGAUAAUACGUUAGAAUGUGAAGAGAAACAAGAGGUUGGUACAUCUCCUAAACAACUUCGGUGUCGAUUUCAUGACACAGAAGAUUACUCGAUAUUUUGCAAAGAUUGUAAGGACUUCAUGUGUUUCAAAUGCCUCGGACAGUUACACCAAAAGCACGAUUUGAGUCAAUUGCAAGAUGCCGAGGAAGAUAUUCGUAAAGAAAUCAAGGUUCAGUUGUUUGAGAACAAAUAUUCAAAUCAAAUUUCUGCACUGAGUGAUAAACUCUCGCAGAACAGGAAAAAGCUUGCACAGAGCGAGGAACGUUUAAAAAAUGAAAUUAGAACUAGUGUAGCACAAAUUAAACAAAACAUCGUCUUGUCAGAGGAAAACCUUUUGUCAGAAUUAUGUAGUACAUUCGAAAGCAGUCAAACAACCCUACAAGAUGAAGAAAUACAUAUCAAUUAUUUACAGAAUGAAAUUGACAAUUUUGAUGUUAAUAAGCUUCAUGAAUAUACUGUUAGUCAUAUUACAAAUAUUUUGUCUGCAAUGAAGUUAUGCUCCUCAAUGUAUGAUGAAACUAAUAAGCAACCAAUACCUGGAUUCGCACCAACGAUGGAAUUUUCAAUUGGAAAAUUAGUUCAAAAGACAAGUGGGAGUUGUGACGCUUGUGUAUUCCCAUUGCCAUCUUUUUCAAAUAUAUCAACACAAACAGACUAUUUCGAAGAUUCAGAUACUGAAUGGUUUGAUGCUGAAGACAGAGAGGAAGAUAAUGUAGAAGAAAGCUCAUCAGAUGAAAUUACAGAGGAGUAUCCGAUAAAGUUACAAAUGAACCAAGAUAUAAAACUUAUUUCGAAAAUAGUUCCAAUAUCUGAAAAAAACGCUUGGAUAAUUUCGGACCGGAAGUUGUUUAAAAUUGUCGAUCAUAAACUGCAGGAAGAUGUGUACGCAGAGACAGCUGAUGAUAUUGCUAUUUUAAAAGAUGGCUGUGUCUUGGUUCUCCGUAAUGAUAAAACAUUUAUUAUGAAACUCCUUCCAAAUAGAAAACUAGUAAGCUUUGCAGACGUCGGUACCAUUAAUUAUUUUCCAUAUUGCAUUUCCAUAAGAGAUAAUAUAGUAGUAAUAUAUCUUUGGUAUCUUUCACACCAAAACGGUUUUAUUAGCAGAAACAAUAUCAUUUGGAUGAACACAGAUGGAAUAGUAACUAAGAGUUCAUUAUUUUCUGAAAGUGGUAGGAGGCGACCAUGCUCAAUACAAAAUUUAGAAUUGGGUUUGUGUGUCUUACAUCGUUUCAACAUUGGACCUAAUUUUCAUUCUUUAGAGCUUUUAGAUGCAAAAUCUGAUAAAUGUAACAUACUUUAUGUUUUCACGGGGAUAUAUGGGAUGAAUCCACAGAAAAAUUUUGAAUGUAGAGGAAUGUGCGCCGAUAACGCUGGGAACAUGUUAGUAUCUGAUCAUCGACACCAUAGCGUGUAUGUACUUGACAAAGAAUUGAAGUACAAAAACAAAUUAUACGAUUCAAAAAACGGACUUGACAAAACAAGGGCCAUCAAUCUUUUGAAUGACCUUAUUUGGGUUGCUGACGGAAAUCAGAUAUUCAUUUUCCCGUAUGCACAUGAAUAA
This is a messenger RNA of Mytilus trossulus (common blue mussel), 1605 nucleotides long. RefSeq lists its product as uncharacterized. Lineage: Eukaryota; Metazoa; Mollusca; Bivalvia; Mytilida; Mytilidae. Gene Ontology annotation, molecular function: zinc ion binding; ubiquitin protein ligase activity. The coding region runs from base 1 to 1605 and encodes 534 amino acids. The record is from RefSeq and is a predicted model, not a curated record. The transcript has a single exon.